AUGUGCCUCCUAAAGCUUCCUGUAGGCCUCCUUCUUCUCUCUGUUGCAUUAAAGGAGCUGAAAGCUACACCCACGGCAAGUCUUCAGGUGGACAAACGGAAAUGCAACACUGCCACUUGUGCGACACAACGCCUGACAACUUUUUUGGUUCGUUCCAGCCACAACCUUGGUGCUGCUCUCCUGCCUACUGAUGUGGGAUCCAACACAUAUGGAAAGAGGAAUGCAGCUGAGGUUUUAGACAGGGAACUCCUGCACUACUUACCCCUUUAGAGGUCAACAUCCCUCUGUAUAGUUCUCAUGUUAUGCAUACUCUGCUGAUCCCCUGUACCUUUUAACAGCGCCGUUUUCAUUUCUAGUGUAAAUGUGUGACUCUGUAGGUUCUAUGUUUGUUAGCAGUACCUACAAAUUGUCAUGGUAAAGUGAGUUUCAAAUUUAGUAAUAGUAAAGG
This is a messenger RNA of Fukomys damarensis (Damara mole-rat), 448 nucleotides long. RefSeq names its product islet amyloid polypeptide (gene Iapp). The transcript is spliced from 2 exons. Gene Ontology annotation, cellular component: extracellular region. Gene Ontology annotation, molecular function: hormone activity. The coding region runs from base 1 to 270 and encodes 89 amino acids. The record is from RefSeq and is a predicted model, not a curated record. Lineage: Eukaryota; Metazoa; Chordata; Mammalia; Rodentia; Bathyergidae.